AUGGCUGCCGACGCACAAGAUCUCUCAAAGGUUGAUUCCGCCGUCAGCGGUAUUUCGUCACCACCCAAAGACGAGAAAACUGUACCUGCAAAGAAGAGGACAAGCUCGAGCGCGCCUGGAGUGAUGAAUGUCAAUGAUCUAGAAAGGGAUGGAAUCGAGUUGCAAAUAGCGAAGGAGACACAAAAACUCAACUGGAAACUCAACACCUCGCCAUCAACCAUUGACGACAAGGAUGUGCUCAAGAAGAUGUUGACCACGCCGCCUGUAAAGAAGAUCGACCUUCAUUUCCCUCUCGGACUGGAAGUAAGCGCACGAAAUCUGAAAGGGGUCACCAUCAAAGAUGCUCUGGACGCAAUCCACAAACAAUUCAAGAAGAAGGCCGAUGACGAGUUAGAAAAUCCAGUCCUCGCUGGUUUCGAAUGGGACAAGGAAGAAUCAUGGACUCGACUGGUGGUACACCAGAAGAAGGAAGGUGCUGCUCCGUCGUCAAAGAAGAGCAAGAAGAACAAAGGCGAAGAAGACUAG
Molecule: messenger RNA, 525 nt
Organism: Endocarpon pusillum Z07020
Lineage: Eukaryota; Fungi; Ascomycota; Eurotiomycetes; Verrucariales; Verrucariaceae
Exons: 4
Coding region: 1-525 (174 amino acids)
Source: RefSeq, a predicted model, not a curated record